Molecule: messenger RNA, 1539 nt
Organism: Lindgomyces ingoldianus
Lineage: Eukaryota; Fungi; Ascomycota; Dothideomycetes; Pleosporales; Lindgomycetaceae
Product: alcohol dehydrogenase GroES-like domain-containing protein
Exons: 2
Coding region: 77-1270 (397 amino acids)
Molecular function (GO): oxidoreductase activity; zinc ion binding
Source: RefSeq, a predicted model, not a curated record
CAUCAAUCAGUCAGAAGAGUCAGUCAUACUAUACAAGGUGCUCACAUAUCAAUACUACUUCGCCACUUUUUCUAACAUGUUUCCCGUUACCACCACCAAAAAGAACAUACCAACAACCCCACAACCCCCCACGAACAAAACAAUGCGCGCCGUGAUCUGGGAAGGAAACCCCUUCCAGGUAAGUGUCCAAUCGGUCCCCAAACCCACUGUACAAGCCCCCGACGAUGCCAUCAUCCGCGUCACGACCGCUGCAAUCUGCGGCUCUGAUCUCCACACCUAUCGCGGUAUCUUGGGAAGCACGAAUCCCCCCUGGCCGCUCGGCCAUGAAGCCAUCGGAUUUGUGACCGAAAUUGGAUCUGCGGUGCAGUUUGUGAAGGUUGGAGACCGCGUGAUCGUACCGGAUUCCCCUGACGAUGGACAUUUGAAUGUCGAUCCUUCCAUAGCGUCAGUGAUUUCGUUUGGGUUCGGAUCAGAGUUUGGGAAUUUGGGCGGCUGUCAGGCUGAAUACGUUCGUGUCCCCUUCGCGGACCAGACACUCAUCCCCAUUCCCCACUCUCCUGCCCGAGAACUUGACUACCUCCUCAUAUCAGACAUUUGGGCAACAGCGUGGGGCUGCCUCGACUUUGCCAACAUGCAACCAGGCGACACGGUUGCUGUUUUUGGCGCAGGACCCGUCGGUCUCCUAUGCGCCUAUUCUGCACUUCUGCGAGGCGCGACGAAAGUCUACUCGAUCGACUACGUCCAAAGUCGUCUCGACAAAGCAGCCUCGAUUGGUGCCAUUCCAAUCAACUUCACGCACUCCAAUGCCGCCCAGCAAAUCCUAGAGCUCGAGCCCAAUGGGGUGGAUAAGAGCUGCGACUGCUGUGGCUACGAAUGCGUCAACGAGAAUCUCGAACCCCAGGAAAAUGCUAUCCUCCGAGAUGCUAUUUCCGUGACAGCUGUUGGAGGUCGUAUUGGGAUUGUUGGUCUCUAUACGGCUCAGACUAAGGCUCCUGGGCGCCCGAAUGCAGGCCGUAUUGCUCCGACCAUCGAUUUUCCUGCCACGGAAUUUUUCUUCAAGGGUUUGACGAUGCAAGCUGGGGUUGUGGAUCCGAAACCUAUUGCACCAAAACUCGUUGAGUUGAUCAAGAGCGGAAGGGGAAGGCCGGGGUUUGUGGUUAGUAAGGAUAUCGGGAUUGAGGCGGCGCCGGAGUGGUAUAGAAAGUUUGAGCAAAAGUUGGAGACGAAAGUUGUUAUUCGGUUUCCGAAGACUAGAGACGAGAAGCUGUGAGCGUAGGUUAGUACCGUUGUGGAACGAAGUUAAGAAGCAAUAAUGGCUGUGGGAGUAGGCGCUCCAUUUUAGACCGAAAGUGAAUUCCAGACGAUGAUACUACAAACAUUCUAGCGUGCUUGUGUGAGGAUACUGGGUUGAAGACGUUUCUGCGAGUAACGCUGGCUAUGGACGUGUUCAGAACCCUAUUUGGAUAACCGCGUUAUCAUAUUGCUUCUGGAUGGUUGGUUCCGCGUCUGGCGAUGUUUUGAAGCGUAAAGGUUCUUUUG